Messenger RNA from Arachis duranensis, 918 nucleotides. RefSeq lists its product as uncharacterized. The record is from RefSeq and is a predicted model, not a curated record. NCBI's taxonomy places the organism in Eukaryota, Viridiplantae, Streptophyta, Magnoliopsida, Fabales, Fabaceae. Bases 1 to 918 code for a protein of 305 amino acids. The transcript is spliced from 2 exons.
AUGAGACAUCGUGAAGUGUAUGAGUGGUUUGUCAGGAAGUGUAAUGUAAAUCUGAAUAGCACCUGCAUCACUAGAGCAUUGAAAGCUACUAGGAAAGUGGUAGAGGGGGAUGAAAUUGCUAAGUAUGGGUUAGUAUGGGACUAUGCUAAUGAAUUGUUGACAAGUAAUCCCGGGUCUACAGUUCAAGUUGCUGUAAUCCCGAUGCCAGAGGGUCCUCCUCAAUUUGAGAUAUUAUAUGUGUAUCUUGAUGCAUGUAAAAAAGGUUUUAAAGCUGGGUGUAGACCGAUGAUUAGAUUGGAUGGGACUUUUCUUAAGACCCUGCAGGGUGACCAAAUAUUGACUGCGUGUGUUCAAGAUGCCAACAAUCACAUCUUUGUCUUUGCCUAUGCAAUUAUGGAUGUAGAAAAUAAAGACAACUGGAAAUGGUUUCUGGAUCUGUUGCAGUCAGACCUUGGCAACUACAAUGAUAACAAGUUGUGCAUCAUUUCAGACAUGCAGAAGGCUUGGCAGUAUCUUGAAAAGUGGCCAAAGGAAGCUUGGACGAAAGCGUACUUCAAUGAGGAUCCUAAGAAUGACAACAUUUGCAACAAUGCUUGUGAAUCAUUUAAUACUAAAAUCAAGCAUGAAAGGACCAAGCCUAUUUUCAAGCAUGAAAGGACCAAGCCUAUUUUGACUUUGGCUGAAGAGGUGAGAAGAAUAAUCAUGAAGAGCAUGGUCGAUAACAAACUCAAGUUGAGCACUUAUCAAGGAAUUUUACCCCCGGUUCAACAAAGCGGACUAAAAGUCAUGACAAAGUUAUCUAGUCACUGGGCUCCCCAAUGGUGUGGGAAUGAUAAAGAGGAAUUAUUUGAAGUUCAUGGCUGGCCCACAAACAUGGUGGUGGACUUGGAAAAGCACACUUGCAGUUGUACGUUCUGA